Messenger RNA from Cuscuta epithymum, 1637 nucleotides. NCBI's taxonomy places the organism in Eukaryota, Viridiplantae, Streptophyta, Magnoliopsida, Solanales, Convolvulaceae. The record is from the annotation of a GenBank genome assembly.
UGCUAAUCUUUGUAUUUGAGGAGGAAAAGGAAUAAGAAGCUGGAAAAUGUUCGGAAGAGGACCAAAGAAGAGUGACAAUACCAGGUACUAUGACAUUCUGGGCGUCUCCAAGAACGCAAGUGUGGAUGAAAUAAAAAAGGCCUACCGUAAAGCCGCCAUUAAGAACCACCCUGAUAAGGGCGGUGAUCCUGAAAAGUUCAAGGAGCUUGCACAAGCUUAUGAAGUUCUGGGCAAUCCAGAGAAGCGGGAGAUAUACGAUGAGUAUGGGGAGGACGCACUCAAGGAAGGAAUGGGCGGUGGUGAAGGAAUGCAAGACCCAUUUGACAUCUUCCAGUCCUUCUUCGGUGGGGGAAACCCUUUCGGAGGUAAUUCAGAGGCUGAUUUGAGUUGAAUUGUCUGGCAUUCAUCGAAUUUGAGUUUAAUAUGAUCAACAAAAUGGUGAACAGGUGGUGGUAGCGGGAGAGGAAGAAGGCAGAGGAGAGGAGAGGACGUGAUUCAUCCGAUGAAGGUCUCUCUGGAGGAUCUCUACAAUGGAACUACCAAAAAGCUCUCCCUCUCCCGCAAUGUGAUUUGCUCAAAGUGUAAUGGAAAGGGAUCGAAAUCAGGAGCUUCAACGAAGUGUGGCGGUUGCGAAGGUUCGGGAAUGAAGGUUACAAUCCGCCAUCUGGGGCCGAGCAUGAUCCAGCAAAUGCAGCAGCCGUGCAACGAAUGCAAAGGCACUGGAGAGACCAUCAGGAAAGACGACCGCUGCCAGAUCUGCAAAGGCGAGAAGGUGGUCCAGGAGAAGAAGGUUCUCGAAGUUCAUGUCGAAAAGGGGAUGCAGAACGGGCAGAAGAUCACCUUUCCCGGAGAAGCAGACGAAGCGCCUGAGAUGAUUACCGGAGACGUCGUUUUCGUUCUCCAGCAGAAAGAGCAUCCGAAGUUCAAGAGGAAAGGCGACGAUCUGUUCGUGGAUCACACGCUCUCGCUCACCGAAGCUCUGUGCGGAUUCACAUUCAUCCUCACGCACCUGGACGGAAGGCAGCUCCUGAUCAAAUCCAAACCUGGAGAAGUAGUCAAACCAGACGAAUUCAAAGCGAUCAAUGACGAAGGAAUGCCGGCGUACCAGAGACCGUUCAUCAAAGGAAAACUGUACAUCCGAUUCGUCGUCGACUUCCCCGAUUCGCUGAGCCAGGAACAGGUUGAGCUGUUGGAGUCGAUCCUCCCGCCGAGGCCGAAUCCGCUGCAUUCUGAGAUGGAGAUUGAUGAAUGUGAAGAAACGACCUUACACAAUGUUAACAUCGAGGAGGAGAUGAGAAGGAAGCGCGAGGAGGCGGCUUACGAGGAGGAUGAUGAUGAUAACCAUGCGCAUGGUGGGGCCCAGAGAGUUCAAUGUGCUCAACAAUAGAGAUGAUUUUCGAGAAACUACUUCUUAAUACUGUAGAUUGUUUUGAGAUUUCACUCCAUCGCUUGGAAAGGUAUCAUGAAAGCUAGCAAUGAAAAAAGCAAAAUGAUGAGUCCAUCCCUUUUGUGUAUGCUAAUCCUUCUUUGAUUUUUCGAGACAAAUAUAACACUACUAUUUUUGUAUCUCGACAAGCACUUAAUUUUGGUAAAUGUCUACCAUAACAUAUGGAGUACUUUGUCUACAUAGCUUAUUA